Molecule: messenger RNA, 889 nt
Organism: Rhopalosiphum maidis (corn leaf aphid)
Lineage: Eukaryota; Metazoa; Arthropoda; Insecta; Hemiptera; Aphididae
Gene: pck
Exons: 6
Coding region: 186-875 (229 amino acids)
Biological process (GO): regulation of tube size, open tracheal system; septate junction assembly
Cellular component (GO): septate junction; membrane
Source: RefSeq, a predicted model, not a curated record
ACUAACGCUCAUGACGCUUAAACAAUAAUAAUUUUUUUUUUAACAAUGUUUAAUUAAUUUUAACUUUUAAUUCCUAUGUUUAUAUAGUUUUCGUUUAUUAUUUUUCUACGUUUUUUUUUAUUAAAUAUUAUAACUGUUGAUAUUUAACACCGUAAUAAUCUAAGUAUUUUAAAUCAGCCAUUACCAUGAGUUCUGACAAAAUUGACUAUCCAAAAGCAUCCAAACUAAUUAGUGAUGCUGGUGUUAUCAUUUACAUUGGAGGAUUUCUUUUAAUCAUUGCAUUUAUAAGCCCUUAUUGGUUGGAAUCAUAUGAUGAAGCAUUCAUAAAUUUUAAGCACAUGGGCUUAUGGACAUAUUGUUUUGACCACUUCCGAUACCCUCAUUAUCAAUUUGAAAAGCUCUUUGAUGGCUGCAAUACAGUUUUUAGUGAAGAAUAUUACGUCAUUCGAGAAUGGCUAUUACCAGGAUGGCUAUUGUUUUUGGAACUUUGUAUGACUUUAGCAAUAUUGUUAUCACUUGGAACAUUAGCAAUAAUUGCUGCUGUUAUAACAAGAUAUCCACAACGUCUCGUUCUUAAAUAUGAGUACAUGCUAUCGGCUGCAUGUUUCUUAGCGGCUACAUCUUCUACUAUAUUGAUAUUUUUUACUGUAAUCCUGUUUCCAUUCAACUGUUGGAGACGUGAUUGGCUCAUGUAUCCUAUGUAUAAUCACCUAUCAUGGUCAUUUUAUAUUGCUAUUAUAUCAGGUUUUGUGCAUGCAUACGGUUCAUGGUAUUUGUUUAAGGAUGCACGAAUUGCUUAUGAUCAAAGAAGAGAGAGUAAAAAUUUAGUAAUGCAAAUGUAUCCUCCUCAUGAACGUAACUUUUAUGAUCAAUAAAACUUUUAACCAUU